This is a messenger RNA of Merops nubicus (carmine bee-eater), 3867 nucleotides long. It is a transcript of the gene CDH2, whose product is annotated as cadherin 2, type 1, N-cadherin (neuronal). The record is from RefSeq and is a predicted model, not a curated record. The coding region runs from base 1 to 2574 and encodes 857 amino acids. Lineage: Eukaryota; Metazoa; Chordata; Aves; Coraciiformes; Meropidae. Gene Ontology annotation, molecular function: calcium ion binding; cadherin binding. Gene Ontology annotation, biological process: synapse assembly; calcium-dependent cell-cell adhesion; blood vessel morphogenesis. The transcript is spliced from 15 exons. Gene Ontology annotation, cellular component: presynaptic active zone membrane; intercalated disc; plasma membrane.
AUGGCAUGUUCUUCUCCCCAAGUGAGGUUUCGAAGCUGUCACGGAAACCAAAAAAUACACUUUGGGAGCAGUGAGCCAGAAGAUUUCAGAGUAGGUGAAGAUGGUGUGGUCUAUGCUGAGCGAAGCUUCCAGCUUUCAUCAGAGCCCACGGAGUUUGUCGUGUCUGCUCAAGACAAGGAAACCCAGGAAGAAUGGCAAAUGAGAGUGAAGCUGACCCCUGAACCAGCCUCCACAGGGGUGCCACCAAAGGACCAAAAGGAAAUUGAAGACAUUGUAUUUCCAUGGCAACAAUACAAGCACAGCAGCCCUCUGAAGAGGCAGAAGAGAGACUGGGUUAUUCCUCCAAUCAACCUGCCAGAAAAUUCCAGAGGACCUUUUCCUCAGGAAUUAGUUAGGAUAAGGUCUGAUCGUGACAAGAGCCUCUCGUUGAGGUACAGUGUGACUGGCCCAGGAGCUGACCAACCUCCAACAGGCAUCUUCAUCAUCAACCCCAUCUCAGGACAGCUGUCUGUGACAAAGCCUUUGGACCGAGAGCAGAUUGCUUCUUUUCAUCUGAGAGCCCACGCAGUGGAUGUAAAUGGAAACCAGGUGGAAAAUCCUAUUGACAUUGUUAUUAAUGUCAUUGAUAUGAAUGACAACAGACCUGAAUUCUUACACCAAGUUUGGAAUGGGACAGUCCCUGAAGGAUCAAAGCCAGGAACCUAUGUGAUGACUGUUACAGCCAUCGAUGCUGAUGAUCCCAAUGCCCAGAAUGGGAUGCUGAGAUACAGGAUUUUGUCACAGGCCCCCAGCAGCCCCUCUCCAAACAUGUUUACAAUCAACAAUGAGACUGGUGACAUUAUCACUGUAGCAGCUGGACUUGACAGAGAGAAAGUACAGCAAUACACGUUAAUCAUUCAAGCGACGGACAUGGAAGGAAACCCAACAUAUGGGCUUUCAAACACAGCAACUGCUGUCAUCACCGUGACAGAUGUCAAUGACAACCCUCCAGAGUUCACUGCCAUGACGUUCUACGGGGAGGUACCAGAAAACAGGGUGGACGUGAUCGUGGCCAACCUGACAGUGACAGAUAAAGACCAACCCCACACCCCUGCCUGGAACGCCAUGUACCGGCUGACAGGGGGAGACCCCACGGGCAGGUUCACCAUCCUCACUGACCCCAACAGCAACGAUGGGCUGGUGACUGUCCUCAAGCCGAUUGACUUCGAGACCAACAGGAUGUUUGUACUUACAGUAGCUGCAGAAAAUCAAGUGCCUCUGGCUAAGGGGAUUCAGCAUCCUCCUCAGUCAACAGCCACCGUGUCCAUCACAGUCAUUGAUGUGAACGAGAGCCCCUACUUUGUCCCAAACCCCAAGCUUGUACGUCAGGAAGAAGGGCUACCUGCUGGCAGUGUGUUGACCAUUUUCACUGCUCAGGACCCAGAUCGUUACAUGCAGCAAACCUCUCUAAGGUACUCCAAACUUUCAGAUCCUGCAAACUGGCUGAAAAUUGACCCUAUUAAUGGACAAAUAACUACUACAGCUGUCCUGGACAGAGAGUCAAUAUAUGUGCAAAACAACAUGUAUAAUGCAACGUUCCUUGCUUCUGAUAAUGGCAUUCCCCCAAUGAGUGGAACUGGCACACUUCAGAUAUACCUGCUGGACAUCAAUGAUAAUGCCCCUCAAGUGAAUCCAAAAGAGGCCACGACCUGUGAGACCCUCCAGCCCAACGCCAUCAACAUCACUGCUGUAGACCCUGACAUAGACCCAAAUGCUGGCCCGUUUGCCUUCGAGCUGCCUGACACACCUGCUAGUAUUAAGAGGAAUUGGACCAUUGUUCGAAUUAGUGGGGAUCACGCCCAGCUCUCUUUAAGGAUCAGGUUCCUGGAGGCUGGUAUCUACGACGUGCCCAUAGUGAUCACAGACUCUGGAAACCCACAUGCCUCUAGCACUUCUGUGCUGAAAGUGAAAGUCUGUCAGUGUGACAUAAACGGGGACUGCACCGACGUCGACCGGAUCGUUGGCGCGGGGCUGGGCACUGGUGCCAUCAUUGCAAUCCUGCUGUGCAUCAUCAUCUUGCUCAUUUUGGUGUUGAUGUUCGUGGUGUGGAUGAAACGCCGUGAUAAGGAGCGCCAGGCAAAGCAGCUCCUCAUCGACCCAGAAGAUGAUGUGAGGGACAACAUCCUGAAAUAUGAUGAAGAGGGUGGUGGAGAAGAAGAUCAGGAUUAUGACUUGAGCCAGCUCCAGCAGCCUGACACUGUGGAACCAGAUGCCAUCAAACCUGUUGGAAUCAGACGUCUUGAUGAAAGGCCAAUCCAUGCAGAACCUCAGUAUCCAGUCAGAUCAGCUGCUCCUCAUCCUGGGGACAUUGGGGACUUCAUUAACGAGGGACUCAAAGCAGCCGACAACGACCCCACAGCCCCACCAUAUGACUCCCUCUUAGUCUUUGACUAUGAAGGCAGUGGCUCCACGGCUGGAUCCUUGAGCUCUCUGAACUCCUCCAGUAGUGGUGGUGAGCAAGACUAUGACUACCUAAAUGACUGGGGCCCACGUUUCAAGAAACUGGCUGAUAUGUAUGGUGGAGGCGACGACUGAACUUCAAAGUGAACUUUAUUUUUGGACAAGUACAAACAUUUCAACUGAUAUUCCCCAAAAAGCAUACAGAAGCUAGGCUUUAACUUUGUAGUCUACUAGCACAAGUGCUUGCUGAAGGCUUUGGCUUAGGCUGCAAACCAAUUUGGGCUCCGUGGAAUAUCAGUGAUCCAAUGCUGUUUGGAAAAAUGAAAAGUAUUGAGCUCAGUUACACUUGAAUUUUACAGUACAGAAGCACUGGGAUUUUAUGUGCCUUUUUGUACCUUUUUCAGAUGGGAAUUAGUUUUAUGUUUAAGGCUUUAAUGGUACUGAUUUAUGAGAUAUGAUGCAUUAAAGAGACAAAAUAUGUUGGGGUGGGGAGGAGUCAGGUGAAACACAAUAGGCUUCAACAUGCUUUUGUUACAUCGCAUUGCUUUUAUUAAAAUAAGGAGAUGGAAAAAUCAGCAAAAAAAAAAAAGAAUAUAAAAUCCUCAUGGGGCAAUUUUAUUGUCUGGGAAAAGAAGACCCUGAGGUGGAUGUACAUUACUUCUAGUUUUAGAUGUUGAGAGGAUUUUUUUUUUUUUCACUAAAAUUCUAAAACUUAAUGCAGCUGGUUGCAAAUAAAGGGAGUUUUCAUAUCACCAGUUUGUAGCAGAAUUGAUCUUUUGGUUUGGUUUAUUUUUUUUUUUCCUCUUGCUUUAGGAUGUUAGACACAUUUUGGUCUUAAUCCAUGUACACUUUUUUUCUUUUUAUUUUCAUUUCUAGUCUUUUAUUUUUCCCCACUUCACUGUAAAAAAUGGUAUGUGUACAUAAUGUUUUAUUGGCAUAGUCUGUGGAGAAGUGCAGAAACUUCAGAACACGUGUAUGUAUUAUUUGGACUAUGGAUUCAGGUUUUUGCAUGUUUAUAUCUUUCGUUAUGGAUAAAGUAUUUACAAAAACAGGUUGCAAACAAGUGACAUUGAUUCAAUUGUUGAACUGUAGUUAGAGUACUCGAGAUUUUUUUUUUAAUUUUUAUUUUUAUUAUUUUUUUUUUUUGUUGGUUCGUUUGGGGAGGGAGAAAAGUUCUUAGCACAAUAGUUUUACCUAAUUUGUACUAAAAAAAAAAUAAACAAAGGGGUGGGGGGGAGGAGGGAGGGGAAGUUGGCCUGAUACAGGUGGCACGACUAAAUAUCCAGUAUGUUUUGGGGACAGGGAGGGAAGGGGGAAGGAGCUUUCAAACUGGAGAGACUUCUGAGAACAGCUUUGCCUCUGUAUUGUGUACCAGAAUAUGAAUGAAACACCUCUGACCCCAACGUUCUGAAUAAAAUGCUAAUUUUG